UCGACGUCAGCCUCAAGGCAUCGCAGCCUUUGACAACAUGUCAAGUCUUCUGCAAGUCUUCGAAUUGAAUUUGGAGGAGGACGGUAGCCCAGGUUCUGAAAGGGCUUAUGUCCGCUUGCCGCCCCCAGUGAAGCCGUAUGUGCUGAGGUUCACGAUUGAAGCUGGCGGAUCUGCUUGCCGCGAUGGCAGGCUCUGGACAAACUUCCCACCUCGCGGCUCCGAAUUUGAUCGGAAGAAAUUCUGGGAGCACAAGCUUCCUACCGACUUUAGCAAGCCGAUUCAACUCGACCUUUGGAUCACACACGCAGGUGUCUUCGAAUUCUACGUCGAACAUGCCGCACCUAUACAACGAUCGCCUUACCCGACAAAAGAGCAGCCCAUCUGUCUUGGCGCAAGUGGGAUGGAGCGCGUCAAAAGCAAGCGGGGGUACUUCAACGUCGACCCGCUCCUGCGGCUCCCUAAACGCACACCUGUUCUGGGCGGCAAUGGUGGCAUGGUGCUCAAGGAUGUCAUCAAUCUGCCUCAGGACGGCAUCGUGCUGCAGUCUUUCGUUGCCAAAUGGGCUGGCGGCCUGAGCUCAUGGGGCCCUCAUCUCGAUCUCGCACGCGACUCGGGAUACAACAUGUGGCACUUUCUUCCCUUGCAAGUGCGCGGCCAGAGCAACAGCCCCUACUCGCUCGCCGAUCAGCUGGAUUUCUCGCUCGACCUUUUCGACGCAAAGGCAGGUGCUUCAAAGACCAGGGCGGACCGUUUCAAGACGAUGCAAACUUGGUUGAAUCGGAUCCGAUCCGAAUGGGGAAUCCUGAGUAUGACAGAUGUGGUGCUCAAUCACACGGCAAACAACACUCCUUGGCUCUAUCAACACCCCGAUGCCGGUUACAAUAUUGUCAACUCUCCACAUUUGACGCCCGCUGAGGAGCUGGACCGCAAGCUCAUGGAGUUCUCCGCAUCCCUCAGUGCGCUUAACUUGCCCACUCGCGUCACUUCGCAGUCCGAUGUCGAUGCCAUCAUGAGUGGCGUCAAAGCUCACGUCCUCAAUCAGCUAGAACUCUGGCAGUACUAUGUCAUCGAUGUCGAGGCUCACACGAGAGCGUUCCAGACUGCCUGGGGCCAGUCCGAUGCUGCGUUGACCAAGCUUCCUGAACAAGAGUCGCUUGAUGACAAGGGCUUGGACGACGCUUCUGCGCUGCUCCAGAAGCACGCCUUGCGCAAUCGAAUGGCACUCUCUUCUCGCUACUGCACAGAUAUCGAAAUUGGCACUGCUAUCGGCAUUAUGCGAUCGCUUGGCAGGUCCAAGCCAGAUGGAGACGUGUUCGAAGCUUUCAAGAAAGCGUUAGACGCCAUCAACGUGCCUCUCUAUACCGUCUACGAUGACGACCUCAAGGCCAUCACGGCCAACCUCGAGGGCCGUUUGAAGUACCAACGCCUAGAUCCACGCGGACCUCAGCUUGGCGAAAUCAGCCCAAGCUCGCCCUUCUGCGAACCAUACUUCACACGUCUCGAUCCAAAAGACCCCAGAGCAAAAGGUCAGAAUCCGAAGAGUCUUGCGCUGGCGCACAAUGGGUGGAUCUGGGCUGCCGACCCUCUGGUGGACUUUGGCACAUCUGCCUCAAGAGUGUACCUACGGAGGGAGCUGAUUUCCUGGGGCGACUGCGUCAAGCUCCGCUUCGGCAAGGGCCCAGAAGACUCUCCAUUCUUGUGGAAGCACAUGGAGGAAUACGUCAAGUCUAUCGCAGUGCUCUUCGACGGCUUCCGGAUCGACAAUUGCCACUCUACGCCGAUUCAUGUCGGCGAAUUUCUUCUAGACGCCGCUCGAAAGGUCAACCCCAACCUGUACGUUUGCGCCGAGCUUUUCACCGGUAGCGCCGAGAUGGACGUGUACUUCGUCAGCCGCCUCGGAAUCAACAGCUUGAUCCGCGAGAUGGACAAUGCGAACGAUCCGAAGGAGGAAAGUAGGCUGCUCUAUCGCUUCGGUGUCAACAAGCCAGUUGGAUCCAUGGACGACGAUUGUUUGGCCAAGGAGAGCGUCAUGCGAGAGCCUCUCAAGGGAAAGGCUGUCAAGUGUAUCAUCAAGCCUCUCCUCGGCUCGUCUCCCCAUGCGCUGUUCAUGGACAUCACACACGAUAACGAGACACCAACCGCAAAGCGCACAACCAUUGAUGCCUUGACGAUGGGUGCCCUCGUCGCCUUUUCCUGGUCUGCAAUUGGCUCCACUCGUGGAUUCGAUGAGCUGUACCCCAAACAUCUUGAUGUCGUUCAGGAAAAGCGACAGUAUCGCGCCUUAACAUCGGUGGAACAGGCAGCAAUUGGGCCUGUACGCCGCAUUCUCAACCAUCUUCACACCGAGAUGGUCCUCGAGGGGUAUGCAGAAGGUCACAUGCACCAGGAGAAUGACUACAUCAUCGUCCAUCGGAUUCAUCCUGUCACCCACAAGGGCUAUGUGAUCGUUGCACGUACAGCGUUCCAUGAUUCUACCGAUGAGCGCGGCUUUCUCUCUCCGAUCAUCUUGAAGCGGACUAAGGUUUACUACAUUUUCGGCAAGACCUUGCGCUUGAAGGGAGCGGUUCAGGAGGACGAGAGAUUCCUGUGUGGUAUCCCAUCAGAGCUGGUGGACAUUGCUGCUCCGGAAUUGCGCGCAGGCAAGGAUCAUGACGGCACUUUCACCGAGAUUGUCAUCCCUGACUGUUUCCCGUCGGCUAGCGUGAUGAUUUUCGCUACGGAGAUGGAUGGCAUUGAUGCCAACUUAGAAACCUUGUGCAAGAGCGGCGCUGCAGAAGCUCUUGCUCCAUUAGACCUUGUCGAUCUGAACAUCGUCUUGCACCGCGCCGAAGGAGAGGAGCGGGACAUUACAGGAGGUGCGGAUGGCGCAUAUGUUGUCCCCGGCUACGGGCCGUUUGUCUACUGUGGGUUGGAGGGUUGGAUGCCAGCUUUGCGUCAGAUUAUGGAGCAGAACGACCUAGGACACGCUUUGUGCGCGCAUCUCCGUGAGGGGACGUGGGCGAUGGACUAUUGCGUGAACCGGUUGCAGAGGCACAUGAAUCUCUUCCCUCGUCUGCGAGGAAUUCACGCCUGGCUUGAGGAGCGCUUCAAUGCGGUCAAAACUUCAGCACCUCCAUUCAUGCGGCCAAAGUACUGUGCACUCAUCAUCAACAGUGCAUACACAGCAGCCAGAGAGCGCACUCUGAGCCAAAUGUCUGCUUUCGUUGCCGAUGGCCACGAAUUUACGAAGUCUUUAGCACUCUGCGCUGUGCAGAUGAACGGCAUGGUCAAAUCAGCCUCACUUUGGCCAGAUAAGCAUAGUGCGUCUAUGGCAGCCGGAUUGCCUUUCUUUGCGGCUGGUUGGGCUCGUCUGUGGGGCCGCGACGUCUUCAUCUCGCUGCGUGGCCUUUAUCUUACCACAGGCAUGUACCAAGCCGCGCACGACCACAUCAUUUCCUUCGGCAGCACCUUGAAGCACGGCCUCAUCCCGAACCUGCUCGACUCGACGCGGACUCCUCGAUACAAUUGUCGUGACGGUCCAUGGUUCUUUGCGCAGAAUGUUCAAGACUACACGACCAUGGUGCCCGGAGGCGAAGCUAUCUUGCAAGAGAAGGUGAAGCGUCGUUUCCCUGCCGACGAUACAUGGGUGCCGUGGGAUUCUCCUCAAGCCUUUGCCUACUCCAGCACAGUCGCAGAGCUUAUCCAGGAGAUCUUGCAGCGCCAUGCUACUGGAAUUCACUUCCGCGAAUACAAUGCGGGGCCUGCUAUCGACAAUGAUAUGAAAGACGAAGGCUUCAACAUUGACAUUGAUGUUGACUGGAAGACCGGUAUUAUCUUUGGUGGUAACAGGUACAAUUGCGGAACCUGGCAAGACAAGAACGGCAGUUCGCAGAAAGCAGGGAACAAAGGCCAUCCCAGCACACCUCGCGACGGUGCUGCUAUUGAAAUUACUGCACUACUCAAGAGCACAUUGCGUUGGGUGUCGGCUCUGUCAAAGCAAGGCAAGUGGCCGGCCAAGGGCGUCGAAGCUACCAUCGAUGGGCGCAAAACAAAGGUUACAUAUGCCGAGUGGGAUGCACUACUUGCAAAGUCGUUCGAGCGAUGUUACUGGGUGCCACUAGACCCAGCGGAAGACAAGACUUAUGACAUCGAUCCGCAGCUCGUCAACAGGCGUGGUAUCUACAAGGACGUUUAUGGCAGCGGAACAGGCAGGGAGUGGUCAGACUAUCAACUUCGCGCCAACUUCCCGAUCGCCAUGACCGUUGCACCGGAGCUUUUCGACCCGCAACACGCCAUCACCGCCCUGCAAGCGGCAGACAAUGUCUUGCGCGCUCCACUUGGAAUGCGCACGCUCGAUCCUAGCGACAUGAACUACCGUGGUGACUACGACAACACCAAUGAUUCCGACGACUACCGCUUGGCGGCGGGUGCCAACUACCACCAAGGGCCCGAGUGGCUGUGGCUCACCGGCGAGUUCCUGCGAGCGUAUCUUCACUUUGAUAGCAUAGCUGGUUCCGGCCGUCACGACAAGGCGGAAACUUUCCACCGUGUCUCGUCAAUGAUGCUUCAGCACAAAAAACACAUCCAGUCAAAUCCGUGGGCCGGCUUGCCUGAGCUGACAAACAGCAACGGCACCUUCUGUGUGGACUCUUGCAGGACGCAAGCUUGGAGCGCUUCGACAAUGCUCGACACGCUGGAAGAAAUGAUGCGGUUGCAGAAAAAUACCAAAUGACUUUGCGUAGCUGACGAAGGACAGAGCAAACCAAUCAAGCGCCAUCGUAUUAUAGAUUUUCACAUGUCUUUCAUUCACAUCUGCGCCAAUACAUGUGGGUACGACCUCAUUGUAGACUAUGAGUCCAGCAAUCGUACGCCGAGGAUAUG
This is a messenger RNA of Tilletiaria anomala UBC 951, 4860 nucleotides long. Its product is annotated as glycoside hydrolase family 133 protein. Lineage: Eukaryota; Fungi; Basidiomycota; Exobasidiomycetes; Georgefischeriales; Tilletiariaceae. Bases 38 to 4711 code for a protein of 1557 amino acids. The record is from RefSeq and is a predicted model, not a curated record. Gene Ontology annotation, molecular function: amylo-alpha-1,6-glucosidase activity; 4-alpha-glucanotransferase activity. Gene Ontology annotation, biological process: glycogen catabolic process. The transcript has 8 exons.